GGCCGUUCGUGACGCGGUUCCUGUCACAGUGCGCAAAUGCGCAUCCAGGAGUGCGGAGCUCCGGCUGAGAGCGAGCGGACUGACGGCGGCAGGCUGGGAAACGAAACCUUAGGACGGAAGAGAAAACAACGCUUCAGGGGGCACAGUCAGAGCAGGGGGAAGGUCUGUGACGCAGCAGCGACCAUGGUUGGCGAACGCCGCAAUGGGAACCUGCUGGUCCAGCUCGGCCCGAGGCUGCAGGCAUAUCCCGAGGAGCUGAUUCGCCAGCGGCGCACCCACGACGGCCAGACGGAGUACCUUAUUCGCUGGUGCCUCAUCACCAUUGAUGACGGCUCCAGCUCCGGGGGCGGCGCCAGCGAGGCCAGCGGGACGGUCGGUGGCGGCUCUGGGGUGGGCGGGUCUGUGGGUGCUGUGUCUGGAGAAACCAAACCAGAGAACAUCCUGAUGUGGAUGUCGACAGAGGACGUGUACGCCAACUGCCCCACGCUGCUGGGCAAGAGGAAGACGGACUCCCAGCGUCCCCUGCAGCAGGAGAAGCAUCAGGGCGGCGAGGCUUUGGACGCAGGCCAGUCGAGCGGGGCUGAGUUCCCACCUGAUGUCAACUUUGACGAAGUGGAGCUGUCUGACAUGAAGGAAGAUGUGAAGAACCUGGUGUGCCGAGCCCGGAAGCAGAUGGCCAAGAAGACCGACUUCUCCAUCAACAUCAUGCACACAAUCCACGUGUUGAGUGCCUACGCCAGCAUCGGCUCUCUCGUCGGCGUCUUCAAGGAGACGGGCGCGCUCAACCUGCUCAUGGAGCUGCUGUGCAACAAGGAGACGCAGACGAGGCGCAGCGCCGGGAAGAUGCUGCGGGCGCUCGCCUCGCACGAUGCAGGCAGCCGGGCGUAUGUGUUGCUGUCUCUAAGCCAGCAAGACGGCAUCGAGCAGCACAUGGACUUUGAUAACCGCUACACGCUGCUGGAGCUGUUUGCCGAAACCACGUCAUCUGAGGAGCAUGGCAUCUCCUUCGAGGGCAUUCACCUACCACAGAUUCCCGGGAAGCUGCUCUUCUCCCUGGUGAAGCGUUACCUAUGUGUCACAUCACUGAUGGACAAACUCAACACGGCGGGGGCGGAGUCGAGCUCUGAAAAGCUGGAUGCCUGCCCUUCCCCCGCCUCUUCCUCCAGCAGUUCCGCCCACCAGACAGAGCAGCUCCGCAUCCAGCGGGAGUUUGACUUCACCAUGGCCAUGGCCAACCUGAUCUCAGAGCUAGUCCGGGUGAUGGGCUGGGACCGGAACCGGCAACCGCCUGACGGCUCCGCCCACAACUCGGGAGGAGGCAUGGCCGGUGGGGAGGAGCAAGGGGAGGAGAUGCCCCGCUCCGUCCUCAGGUCCAUCUUUCAGCCUCGAUUCUGCGCCUCCCCCGUCACUCUAACCCCCAGCUCAGGUGGUGCGGCUCCUGCUGCCACUCCACCAAAGAAGAAGACAAACGGUUUCAAGACGCGCUCGGACUUCACCUGCCGCUCAGCCUACGUGGAGUACGUCCAGGAUAAUCUGAAGAGCGGCAUGAUGGUCCGCAUGCUGGAGGACUAUGAGGAGGUGAGCGCCGGGGAUGAAGGAGAGUUUCGCUACAGCAACGACGGCUCGCCGCCCGUCCAGGUAUACUGGAACUCCCUGUCCAGGACUUACUGGGUCCACUGGCACAUGGUGGAGAUUCUGGGCAGUGGCAGCAGCAGUCAGGCUGAGAAGGAGACGCAGGAAAAGGCCUCCUCGCUGACCGAGACGCUCAAACUCUCUGCUGGUAGGAGCCUAUCGCUAACACCGCCUGCUGGUUCAUUUGCUUCCCUGCACAGUCUGAAUAAAUCUCCUCUUCUCUCAGUGAGCCAGACCUUCUUCUCAAAGCCUCCCGGUGGUCUCUACUCUCUGCCGUACCUCUCAGAGGGUCUGCACAUGGAGUCGGGCACUCUGAACAGAGCCGAGUGGUGGGAGAUCCUCUUCUUCAUUAAGAAACUGGAGCCGAAGCAGCAGCAGGAGGUCAACAGCAUCCUGCUGCAGAGCCUCGAUGAUCAGGAGGCGGAGCUGGAUGACUCCUCUCUGAUCAGCCUCUCAGUCCCCGGAGACGUGGCCAAGAAGCUGCUGCACUACCUGAAGCUGAAACUGCCAUCAUCGUGCCUGAGCGACCUGCUGUGCUCCCACGCCUUCGCCAAACAUUACUUGAAGAGAGGUGGAGCCAGUCUGGAGGAUGAAGAGCUCCUGGCUGAAAGCUCCCUGAGUUCGUCCAGUCUGGGAGGAAGUGGUGGUGGAGGACAGAGCUUCUCUUCUUCCUCUGCUUCAACCUCAUCUUCCUCAGCGAUGGGCUCCGUCUCCAAGAAGGCCAAGAAGGAGCUUCCUGUGGAUUCAGGCUGCUGCAGCUCAGAGACUGAGAGCGAGCUGCCCACAGAGGAUGACAGCAAAUACCCCGACGACCUGGAGGACAAGAUGAAAGUGUUUAACAAUCCGCGGGUGCAGGGGAAGAAGACGGUGCUGGAGAAGCUGGGGGAGGUGGUAGACAUCCUGAAGAAGGGCGGGGCUGGCUCAGACCAAGCCCAGCAGCUUGCCGCCAUCCUCUUCCUCACCCGGCUGCUGGAGGGGGCGCAGGAGAAGAACGCCAUGAGGAGCGACUCAGCCCAGACCAUACGGGAUAAGGUGCUGAAGCUGCUGGUGGAGCUGCUCGGCUCCUCCUCUAAAGAUGUGGUCGUGAGCAUGCUCAGACUCACCCACCUCCUCAUGCUGAAGUAUGAGUGGAGGGUUUCCUUUGCCACUGAGGGCGGGGUCAAAGCCAUCUUGUCCUGCAUGCAGGAGUUCUCAGGCGUGGCACACGUCCAGCAGCUGGCACUGGCGACUCUAAAGGUCAUCACCGGCGCCAGUAAACACGACUUGCGUAGUGUCGGCAGCAGCCCCCCGCUCUCCGAGUCCGGCACCCAGAUGAUGCUGGAGAUCUUCGCCAGCAUCGGCUCGGCCACGCCCGAGGGCUCCAAAGGCCUACUGGGCGCGAUCCCGGCCGCCAUCGACCUCAUGCUGAACACAAAAGGCUGCGUGCCGUCGGUGCGGAAUGGGCUGCUCGUCAUCAUCAUGCUCAUAUCCAACCACAAGAGCCUCGCAGAGCAGCUGGUCGCCUGUGACGUCACCGCCAUCCUCAAGAAGUGUCUGACUCUGUCCCGAGCCGAGACCAUGCUCGCCAUCAUCGCCCUCAACCACAUCUCCAUGGUGCAUAAGCUGGAGAGCAAAGAGAGUUGCGAGCAGCUGGACUUUAAGGACACUGAGCUGCAGAUGUUGGUUGUGAGUCUGAAGGAGAUGACGGCCACCAAAGAGGUGAUCCAGACUCUGGAGCAGCUGCUGUGUGAUGAUGCUUCACAGCUGGAGGAGGAGCGCAGCCAGGUGACUCACAGUCGGGACACCUACCAGGACCUGGUCCGAUUGAUGGAGCAGCACCGGGCCGACCGGGCCGUCCAGCUCUCCAUCCUCAGGAUCCUGAACAAGUUCCUGGAUAACUACCAGGAGGACGUGCUGCCGUGGCACGAGAGCAUCGAGCCCUGCCUGUCCUCCAUGACGGCCUUCGUUAAUGACAGAGAGGUGGUGCAGCUCUUCAUCCGCUUCCUGUACCGGCUGGCGUCUCUGAACAAAGACUACGCCGUGGUGAUGUGUCGCCUGGGGACCAAAGAGGCGCUGGUGAAGGCGCUGGACAAACACAGCACCAACCUGCUGCUGGUCACCGAGCUGCGAGACCUCAUCACCGACUGCGAGAAGUAUGCCAGCCUCUACAAGAAAAUGACCACCAGCGUGCUCGCAGGAUGCAUCCAGAUGGUGCUGGGUCAGAUCGAGGAGCACCGCCGCAGCCACCAACCAAUCAACAUCCCAUUCUUCGACGUGUUCCUCAGGAAUCUGUGCCAAGGGUCCAGCGUGGAGCUGAAGGAGGAUAAAUGCUGGGAGAAGGUGGAGGUUUCAUCCAAUCACCAUCGAGCUAACAAGCUGACUGACAAGAACCCGAAAACCUACUGGGAGUCGAACGGCUGCACCGGCUCGCAUUUCAUCAACAUCUGCAUGCACAAAGGUGUCAUCAUCAGGCAACUCGCCAUCCUGGUGGCCAGCGAGGACUCGAGCUACAUGCCGGCCCGGAUUCUGGUCCUGGGAGGAGACGAGCCCACUAACAUUAACACAGAGCUGAACACGGUGAAUGUGCCGCCGUCAGCCAGCCGCGUGGUUCUGCUGGAGAACAUGACCCGGUUCUGGUCCAUCAUCCAGAUCAGGGUCAAGCGGUGCCAGCAGGGGGGCAUCGACACCCGGGUCCACGGCUUCGAGGUUCUGGGUCCGAAGCCGACGUUCUGGCCGGUGUUCAAGGAGCAGCUGUGCUGUCGGACCUACCUGUUCUACAGCACCAAGGCCCACACCUGGUGUCAGGAGGUGAUCGAGGACAAGACGCAGCUGCUGCAGCUCUUCAACAAGCUGAACAGUGCUCUGAGACACGAGCAGAUGUUCGCUGAUCGUUUCCUGCCGGACGCUGAGGCGGCCGAAGCUCUGGGUCGGACCUGCUGGGAGGCUCUGAUCACACCGAUCGUGCACAGCAUCACACUGUCAGAAUCCUCGGCUUGCAGCCCUCUGUCCUGGCUGCUCAGCGAGUAUCUGGAUAACUCCGAGGCGCCCCGCCGCUGUAAGAGCCGGGCCACCAUCUUUAAUUCUCGAGUGAGGCGCCUCACCCACCUGCUGGUCCACGUGGACACGAGCCGAGUGGACGGCGAGGAGCUCAAACCGCCUGUCAAAUCGAAAGGUCUCAACAGAAGCAAAGAGCUGAAGAAUGGUAAAGACGGGAAGAACAAAGAUGCCUCCACGCCCUCCUCCUCCUCCUCCUCCUCCUCCUCUUCAGCCAAACCCAAAGUGAAAAGCAGCAGUAGCAUCGCAGGCAUCGCCCUCUGUUGGCAGGCAGUGGUACAGCGCCAGGUGAAGAAGUUCCUGGAGUCGAGCUGCACUUUGCCAGACUUUGUGGAGCGAUAUCGGAGGCUCUACCUGCGGCUGAAGAACGCCAUGGAGGAGCUAUUCGGACAACAGACCGCCUUCGUCCUCGCCCUCCGACAUGGCUUCUCCUCUGCCCUGCUGCAGCUCUCCAUCCUGAGAGCCAUGCACGUGAGCGAGCGUUUUGCUCAGUACAUCGAUCAGAUGAUCCAGGCCGGCGGCGCGGCGUCUGGCAGUGUGGAGACCCUGGAGCGGCUGCAGCAGUUUCUGGAGCCGAUGCUCUUCCUGUCAGGCCUGGAGCUCGCCAGCACCUUCGAGCACUUCUACAGGUACUACCUGGGUGACCGGCUGCUGGCUCAGGGGAACGUGUGGUUGGAGAACGCCGUGGUGGAUCAGAUCGGCAGCUGCUUCCCGAGUCGCUUCCCUCAGCAGAUGCUGAAGAACCUGAGCGAGUCGGCUGAGCUGCAGCAGGAAUUCCACCUGUACCGGCUGCAGCAGCUGGACCGAAACCUGCAGGAGCAAGACCAGAUGAUGGAGGAGUGGGCAGAGUCAGAGGAAGAGGCAGAAGUCCAGGUUCUGGUUCUGUCGCCGCGCUGCUGGGCCGUUUCAUCCCUCUGCUACCUGGAUGAGCCAGCAAAACACUUUCCAGCCGAACUCUGCACCUACCUGAACCAGUUCACCCAGUUCUACACCCACAGUCAGUCCAUGUACGGUCUGAGUCACUCGAAGCCUCGGCGGCUGCAGUGGACAUGGCUCGGUCACGCCGAGCUGCAAUUCGGCCAUUGGACGCUGCACGUCUCCACGCUCCAGAUGUUCGUCCUGCUGCAGUUCAACAGCGAGCAGGAGGUUGGAGUUGAGGCUCUGCUGCAGGUGACUGGACUGUCCGCCGCUGUGCUGCUGCACGCUCUGCUGCCGCUCAUCAACGAGGGCGGACCGCUGACGUGCAGCCACCCGGACGACCCCAUCCAAGGUGUGCUGCGGCUGAAUGAGCAGGUGGCCUCUCGCAGUCACGAUGGCGACCCAGCAUCUGUGCGGCUGUUGCCCAAACAGACGUACCUGAAUGUGGACGAGGACGCGGCAGGCACGCUGGAGAGGAAGAGGAACUACAUUUAUUGCCUGAUUGUCCACAUCAUGAAGCAGGAAAAGGAGAUGCACAUCGAUAACCUCGUCUUCAAGGUGCUGGACUCCUGUCAGAAGCAGGAGGCGUCUCGCUCUCCGGGCUCCGGGCGCUUCAGCUGCAGCACCAGCGACGUGCUCUCAUGUAUCAUGCACGUCAUCAGCAAGGGCUGCAUCCGCCGCAACGAUGACAACCCGCACAUCGUGGAGUUUGUCCCCGAGGACCCGUCCACGCCGCAGAAGGGCCAGGCCCAGUUCUCCUUCAGCCGGGCCGACAUCAGGAAGGAAGCUGACAGCCGGGCCGACAUCAGUCUGGUGCCUGCACCGCGGCGGUUCGAGGACGGCGUUCUGGAUGCAGUUCUCUUCUCAAUGGGUCGCACGAUGACACAGGAGGAAGUUCGUCAGCUGAUGCAGAGGACAGUCCAACAGGUUGCGGGGACUCUGAGUCUGGACCUGGACCGGGCUGAGCAUCUCUUAAUUCACUGUAAGUGGAACGUGGAUCUGCUGGUGCAGCGGUACACCGACGACCCCGACGCCCUCAUCAUGGCUGCCGGCCUCAAGUGCCGGAAUCCUCAGACGCCGCCGAGCCCCGCCUCCACCUGCCCGGUGUGCCUGAGCCCGUGGAGCAGCAGCAUGGAGCCGGUGCCGUCUCUGAGCUGCAUGCACUACUGUUGCCAGUCAUGCUGGCAGGAGUACCUGACGGCGAGGAUCGAACAGAACCUGGUCAUGAACUGCAACUGUCCAAUCACAGACUGCCAGGCUCAGCCCACCUCCCAGUUCUUCCUCAACAUCCUCACCGACAAGGACACCAUCGCCAAGUAUGAGAACGCCCUGCUCAGAGGCUACGUGGAGUGCUGCUCCAACCUGACCUGGUGCACCAACCCUCAGGGCUGCGAUCAGAUCCUCUGCAAGGAGAACACGGGCAGCAUGGCGACCUGCUCCAAGUGCUGCUGGUCCUCCUGCUUCAGCUGCAACUUUCCUGAGGCGCAUUACCCGGCGAGCUGCAGUCACAUGUCCCAGUGGAUGGAUGACGGCGGUUACUACGAAGGAAUGAGCAUGGAAGCUCAGAGCAAACACCUCGCCAAGCUCAUCUCCAAACGCUGCCCGAGCUGCCAGGCUCAGAUCGAGAAGAACGAAGGCUGCCUGCAUAUGACCUGUGCCAAGUGUAACCACGGCUUCUGCUGGCGCUGCCUGAAACCCUGGAAACCGACGCACAAAGAUUACUACAACUGCUCUGCCAUGGUGAGUAAAGCAGCGCGGCAGGAGAAGAAGUUCCAGGAUUAUAAUGAGAGAUGCACCUUCCACCAUCAGGCAAAGGACUUUGCCAUCAACCUGGAGAACAAAGUGUCAUCCAUCAAUGAAGCUCUGCAGAUGAAAUCUUUGACCUUCGUCAUUGACGCCUGUAAAGUCCUCGCUCAGGCUCGGAAGGUGCUGGCCUACUCCUGUGUGUACAGCUACUACAACCAGGAGACGGAGAAGAUGGACGUGAUGGAGCAGCAGACUGAGGCUCUGGACCUGCACACCAAUGCUCUGCAGAUCCUGCUGGAGGAGACGCUGCUGCAGUGCACUGACCUGGCCUCGUGUGUGAGGCUGCUGAAACCCGAACACCUCAACACGGGUCUGGAGCUAAUCCGACGCAUCCAGGAGCGCCUGCUCGCCAUCCUCCAGCACUCCACCCAGGACUUCCGGGUCGGGUACCAGUCCAAGAGCAGCCAGGAGCCAGAAUCCACUCAGGCCUCCAACCUGUCCAACCACACCGACACCAACAAAGUGUCCAAGUCAGAGCGGGCGUCGGACUCUGGAGACUCGGAUAACAACAACUACGCGGGCGACGAGGGCGGCGAAGAAGCCGAAGACGAUGAUGAUGAUGAGUACGAUGAAGAGUACGUCCCUGAGUGGCACGAGGACUACGAUGAAGACGAUAUUGACGAGGAUGACUUCUUCUCCGAUGAUGACGAGUCCGAGAACCUGGAGAGGGACUUCAGCCCCUUCGACUAAAUCAGACUUCUCAAGUCCGGGCUAAGAGCGCGAGGGCGAGUUGUGGCGCCACUACAACCCCGCCCCCUCUGCACCGCCAUCGCACACCCCCCGAGGACGACCAAGAGUACAUCUGUCCUCCUACGUCCCAAACACAGCUGCACUCGCUUUGUCACUCCUGUAUCUCACUUCCUGUGUUUGCGUUCAGAGUACGGAAGCAGGCGAGGGACAAAAUCAGGAACAAGUUCUGAGUUUAGAAAAAGUUUUAUGACCUGAUGUGACCGUUUCCUGUUUGUUGUAAACUAGAAUGAACCCAUUUAGGUCCUUUAAACCAGUUUAAACCGGUUUACACUUCCUUGUUUUCUUCUUUCUGCUUCUUGUCAGAAAAAUAAAGUUCCGAUGAUAUUUUUGUGAUUCCUGAUCGUGGCUUUAACCGCGGCUUUGAUUGGCUCUCAGAGCUGGUUUCCUGUUUGUCCCGCCUCGUCUCCGUGCCGACCCGGCCAGCCUCAGAGUAAAGGUGGGCAAAGGGAUCGUGAUCCGGCUCUCCUUCGUCCUCCUUUCAUCACAUUCUGCCUUCAGUUCUGCUUCUGAUGGACGUUGCCUUUGUUAGUGAGUAAAGAGAACUCACUUCCUGUGUACCGCUUCCACGUUGGGAGUUUUUUAUAUGUUCUGAGUCGGUGGUUUCUAUGCAUCUAAACAAACUGAUGCUGAUGGUUCUGACAGGUUGAGCAGAACCGGCUUCUGAUGUAUCACUGCAAUAAGCGAUCGGUCGCUUCUCAUUUGCUAAGCAAAGACUGUCCCCUGCUCCGUUUGACGCUGUUGGACGACUUCCUGCCCUGCGGGAUUCUGGGAUAUCUCCUGAUACCCGAGCUCUGAGUUUUGCUGUAAUUUUGAGAGAUCCUAUAUUCAUAUUAUUGAUGUUCUGAGAUGUUCUUUCUGGUUUCUUUGUUGGAGUCGAGCGACUUCAGCCAGCAAAACUAAAUAAAAGCUUUUUCUGCUACGCUG
Messenger RNA from Archocentrus centrarchus (flier cichlid), 9063 nucleotides. RefSeq names its product cullin 9 (gene cul9). The record is from RefSeq and is a predicted model, not a curated record. Lineage: Eukaryota; Metazoa; Chordata; Actinopteri; Cichliformes; Cichlidae. Gene Ontology annotation, molecular function: zinc ion binding.